Molecule: messenger RNA, 1851 nt
Organism: Mobula hypostoma (lesser devil ray)
Lineage: Eukaryota; Metazoa; Chordata; Chondrichthyes; Myliobatiformes; Myliobatidae
Product: homeodomain-interacting protein kinase 4-like
Exons: 3
Coding region: 1-1851 (616 amino acids)
Biological process (GO): peptidyl-threonine phosphorylation; peptidyl-serine phosphorylation
Cellular component (GO): cytoplasm; nucleus
Molecular function (GO): protein serine/threonine kinase activity; ATP binding; protein tyrosine kinase activity
Source: RefSeq, a predicted model, not a curated record
AUGUCUGUCAUCCAUUCUGAAACAGACACCUAUGAUAUUAUUCAAAUCUUGGGCAAGGGGACUUUUGGUGAGGUGGCAAAGUGCUGGAAGAGGAGCACUGGCCAUUUUGUAGCAAUUAAGAUCCUCAAAAGUGAUUCCUACCGUGCCCGAAUCAUCAAAAAUGAGUUAAAGAUGUUGAGAGUGUUAGGAACAGUGGAUCCCGACCAAUACCACAUCAUCCAAUUCUUUGAAUGUUUCCAUGACGAUAUCAAGUCAUACUUGGUGUUUGAGCUUCUAGAGCAGAACAUUUUUGAGUUUCAGAAGGAGAACAACUUUGCCCUCCUCCCAGCCAGGCACAUUCGGACUGUUACCACUCAAGUUUUGAGAGCCCUCCAAAAGCUGAAGGACCUGUCAAUCAUUCAUGCUGAUCUCAAGCCUGAGAACAUCAUGAUCAUUGAUCAGAAGCGGUUCCCCUUCCGUGUAAAACUGAUUGAUUUUGGAUCGGCAAGCAUAUUUCACGAGGUGCGGUAUGUCAAAGAACCUUACAUCCAGUCCAGGUUUUACCGCUCGCCUGAGAUUCUCCUUGGCCUUCCCUUCUGUGAGAAGGUGGACAUGUGGUCACUGGGCUGUGUCAUGGCUGAGCUGCACCUGGGCUGGCCCCUCUACCCUGGCAACAGUGAGUACGACCAGAUCCGCUACAUCGUGGAAACGCAGGGGCUCCCGAAGGACCAGCUGCUCAACGCAGCCACCAAGGCGUGCCAGUUCUUCCGCCGCUGCCCAUGCCAGCACGCUGGCUCCCAGUGGCAGCUCAAGGGGGUCUCCGACUAUCAGGCAGAGACCAUGGUGCAGCCUAUGGAGAGGAGGAAGUACAUGCUCAAAUCGCUGGACCAGCUGGAGACCAUCCACAUCACCAAGAACGCCUUCGCGGACGAUGAGGUCAUCGCCGAGUUCCACGAUCGCAAGAACAUGGUGGAGCUCAUCAAGAGGAUGUUAACCCUGGACUCCCAUGAGAGGAUCACCCCCAGCGCCGCCCUCAAGCAUCCCUUCGUCACCAUCCAGCAGCUCAAAAUGACCCACGAGCACACCAAGUACUACGACCUGUCUGUGCAGGCACUCAAUGCGGCCCUCAAUGGUGACAGACGGGUCCUGGCCGAGCAACGUUAUUACAGCGCGGCCAACGAGACUUACUGCACCAGCUCUGAUUACUACGAGUGCAGGCAGGCCCACCAUAUCCCUAGCGUUGCCUCGAUGCAGAGGGCAAUUGACAAGAUGGAUAGCUUGACUAUUGAGGAGCCGGGACAGGAGUUUGGCGUCAGCAUGUGGGCCGAGGGAGCAGGUAACGUGGGGUAUCUGCCUUCUACCUCUCGGGCGGGCAAUCCCAGCUGCCUGUCCCAUUCGUACCACCAUGCAGCCUGCUUCAGGUCCAAACACCCCACACAGCGGCACAGGAAUGAGUCGGUUGCGGGUUACCAUGGCAGCUGGUGUGGACUGAAGCAGCAGAAGGCCCCCCACCAUUCCAUGUCAGAUCCGACAUUCAGCAAUGUGAUCCUGCUUGGACAGGAACCCACCCCAGAGAUCUCCAGUUGGCAGGAGGAAGAUGUGGAGGCCAUCUUCCCGGCAUCUUCUUUCCUGGCGCAAGAGGCAAAGAGAGUUGAGGAGAUUAUGGUCCAUAAAAAACCUUUAGAUCCUGAGAGAUCGCAACCAAGUCAACAGGAUUCCGAACGCUCUGACAGCUUUGACAACGAAUGGUUAAACAUCGGCAGCGAGACUUGGAGCCCUGAUAGCACAGAUUCGGUCUCCAUUGAAUACGAGAACAUACAGCCCCGAAAUAGCAACUACCAGAGUUACCUGCACAUGGAAAACCAUCAUUAG